AUGGCUGGAGCCUCGUCGGGUGUGGUAGAGGUUGAUCUGAUCUUUCCGCGCAACGAGACAUAUGCGCCUACCGCCUAUUUGCCCAUUAUUUUCGCCUUCCAAAAUUCUCAUCUGGCGCCUUUCCUCGAUCCGCUCAUUCACAUCAACGCUCAACUAGUCCAGAAUGCGAACGGCAGCACUCCUCAAUGGGCUCCGCCCGCGUCAAUCGAUCUGGAACAACUGCGAUGGGCAAACUUUACCAACAACGACACCUACUUUGCAUACCCAACUUACCAACGUAAUGAAUUCACCUUCGCGACUGAAGGGGUCUGGGAGAUCACUUGGACAUUCAACUGGGCAGUAUGUACCGAAGACUCGUUGGCAAACAACAUAUUUAUCCGAAACGAAUCGCAACACACGAUGACGCUCACCAUCAGAAAGGACGCUCAAGAGGUAGAUCUUGUGUCCGGAACAACGGGCAAGAGCUGCUCUGGACAAGAUGGUGUCGCGGUCAACAUCACGAAUACGCUUCAUAUCCCUAGCUCCGCUCAUUGGGAAGGUCAAACAGAUAAGUGGGAAGGUCAAGGCGACAUAUGUGCAUCCACGACGUCUUCUGUCCCUAAGUCGGAUCCUUGUCGAGUGAGCAUCGACCCUGCCGCCGCUGCAAGCAUCUCAUGUUCAAUCACCUAUGGUAGCUCAGCGGCAAAUUUCAGCACAACAACCUCUUCGCUGACAUGCCCGGAGGAUAAGAAGGGCGCGGCUGGGCGUUUGACCAUUGGGGGCAUUGCAGCGCUGUUUGGGGUAUUGUCCUACCUUCUUCAUUAA
Molecule: messenger RNA, 804 nt
Organism: Alternaria postmessia
Lineage: Eukaryota; Fungi; Ascomycota; Dothideomycetes; Pleosporales; Pleosporaceae
Exons: 1
Coding region: 1-804 (267 amino acids)
Source: RefSeq, a predicted model, not a curated record